Candidula unifasciata is the source of this 951-nucleotide messenger RNA. The record is from the annotation of a GenBank genome assembly. Lineage: Eukaryota; Metazoa; Mollusca; Gastropoda; Stylommatophora; Geomitridae.
AUGACCAUCUACACUUCUGUCCAAACGGAAAAGAAGCCAGAUAAGGAUAUACUAGUGCCUGAAGUUGUUACCGAACCCCUGACUGGCGGCAAGGAAGAUGGUGAAGGGGAUGAGAUUGCUGUGGGCAUCAAAGUGGUUCGGGUUAACUACUUUCAGGCCAGCAGACGCAGCUUCUGUAUUCACGUCUUGCUGACAGUUAUGGUUCUUGUGAUACUAGCGUGUGGAGCCAUCGGAGCACUGGUGUUUUACCGACAUUUAAAUAAGAAGGUCUACUCAGGAGUCUGCGGCAAUGUUUACUUUGAUACCAUCUACCAUGCCAAGUCUGAGGCCAUGUCGGAGUCGGUGCACAUGGCUGCCGAAUUUAGGGACACUACUCAGAUGGAUUACUUUGAGGAGGGGAUAGAAGUCUCUGAGGUGGACUUGUUUGAGCAGCUGUACACUCCUCAGUUUGAUGAGGUGCAGGAGAACUAUGUCUGGCAUGACUUUUCCAGGAACUAUACCGCUAUAAUAGAUCACCAUAUUCGCCAUUGCUAUGUGAUGAAACUGAACAGAACAGCAAUUGCACCACCCAAAGAUUUAAUCGAUCUCGUGGACAAAUUAAUGUCUGGAUACUACAUGCCAAAGGCCAAAGUGAUCCGAGAGAAUUACCGCAUGAUACGCCCACCACUGUCCAACCUGGAGCACCUUGGAAAGAGAAUCAACACCAAGUGUUCUCAUUACGAAACCUUCUGGCUGGAGAAGUUUCAGAAUCGAGUUAUGAAGCGCAGUGUUUCCUAUCUGCCCCUGCUAGCCACGAAUGGACCAUUAAUUCACACCCACUGCAUGCUGUCCAACUUCGCUGACCACCAGGAAAUAUUCAAGAUAUUCAUCCACGACACAGAGAUGGAGAGUAGUGCUGAGCUGGGCAACCACACAGAGACAGCCAGAAAUCCAGAGUUGGGAUACCAGUGA